AUGCAGGGGGAGUGGGCAGCGCGCCUGACGAACCCACAUGUGGUCACUGAUUCAGGUCCCUUGUUGGCUCCGCUGCCCAUUGAAGCACAAGGCACGACAUUGCAAGACGCCAUUGACAGUUGGUCCAUGCAGCACUCCAUUCAUGCUCUGACACGGCAUAGUGGGAUUGUGCUGCUCCAGCUGAAGCGUUACUACUUUCAUGCAGGCUCUGCUGUCAAAAAUCGUGAGCCUGUCCUGAUUGAGCCGGGCCGACUUGUGACCCUACCUGUUUUCCGCUAUGACAGCGGGACUGAAAUCGAGCAGCAGCAGUUUCGGGUAAUCUGUGUCAUUUUCCAUUUAGGGGAUUCGAGUGGUCACUACCAGACUGCAUUGAGCUACUGUGCACAAUCAGUGUCGCUGGGCGCUGCUGCUGACGUGUCUUGUGCUCCAUGGGAGUACCGAAUUUGCGAUGAUAGACGGAGACCCAGAAGGGCCAAGGCGGCUGAUAAUCAGUGCAUCAAUCACAAUGCUUACCUUAUAGGUCACUGGCCUGCUUGCUCGCAGCUGUAUCUGCUCUGUGCCCUCGGGCUAUGCGACUUCCCUGUUACCACUGGUGCUGCCCUGUCGGGGCCUUGCAGUGCCGGUGUACCUUUCUGGAUGCUGCUUUGGGCAGUUGUAGUGUCUGCCUCACCUAAUUGGUUGUUUGCAGUGACUGGCCCAAGCACAGGCAUGGCGUUUGCAGUGCAACUUCCCAAGUGCAUAUAUGUGGAGAUGCUAGAAGAAUGGCUUCUGCUGCAGGCGUACUCUGGUCUCUGGCGGGAGAGGGGACAUGGCUCCUUGCCACCCGCGCUCUCCAUGGCAGUGCGUAAUGACAUCAUUCAUGCUGCCGUCAGUGCGCUGGAGCCAGAGAUUUGUGCUGCCUUCCUGGACUAUGCUGAGAGGCUGCAAAGUGAGCUACCGCGGUAUACCGAAACCUCCUUUCCGCAGCCAUGCACGCUGCCCUCCCAGCCGUCUUCAGCGGAAUGCCUUGCACAUGCGUUGCUGGGGCAAGGACAUGGCUUAGUCUGGACAGGUGCCAGGCAGGUUGCAGCCGAGCUCUCGUACCAGACCGUUCACCGGGCCAUUGGCACUCACCUUUCCUUCAGUGUCGGAGCCUAUGGACAUCGUAGCUUCGUUGGGCUGUUGAAACAGACGGGAAAACAUCAAUCUGUCUGUCGACUGCUGAAUGCUCUGGUCACGCAGAUUUAUCCGGCACAUGUUUGGACCACAGUCACGGUGAAUGUGGAUCUGCAGGCGCCGACGCACAUUGAUGUGGCAAAUGCUCCAUAUGCCAGCCUGUUGUUGGGGCUGUCACAUUUUGAUGAUGGUGAACUCUGGGCGGAGCAUGAGUCAGGUGCGGUCUACCAUGAGCAUGGUGGUCGACUUGUACCUGGAUGUAUGCAUCAGGUCAGUGGUGCAGCCCUGCUGUUGAAUGCGCAUAACACCACUCAUGCGGUUCAGCCUGGUGCCAAUGGCAAUCGCUUCACGCUGGUGGCGCAUACCGUCGGGCAGCACGCCGGCGGGCGCUUGUGCACCAAAUUGACCGUGACGUUGCCUGCCUUUGCAAAAGCCUUUCACAGCAGGUCCACUUGCGGCGAAGAACGAGACGAGUCGGGUGGGUCCCCGGCUCUUCUGCUGGCGACCCACAUGUUGCUCUGGCUGCGAUUCCUUUUCCAGAGGCAGGACAAUGACGCACAACUGCACCUUCACCCGUGGAUGGAACAGAUGCCAACGAUGGGUACUGCUGGCAAUGCUGCUGCACGUGCUGGAAUGAUGUCUGCGGGCUCCAAUGAUCUCACAUUGAACAGUGAGAGGCCAUCUGCUUCAGGCUCUGGUUCUGCUCAGGUGAUUGUCAUUUCUGAUUCUGAGCAGUCGGAAGCGUCCAGUGAUGCACCUUUGGCGCCGGCGGAGUUGUCUGCUGCUACAAUGCUACAGGGAAAGUCGACAGAGGAUGCAUCCACUCAACAGGCAGCAUCAGAGGGAGUCAGUGCUGAUGAUUUUCAUAUUCCAGAUUCCACGGAGCAUUUGUUAU
Molecule: messenger RNA, 2050 nt
Organism: Symbiodinium necroappetens
Lineage: Eukaryota; Dinophyceae; Suessiales; Symbiodiniaceae
Source: the annotation of a GenBank genome assembly